GUUUUUAUCGGCGGGCACCUUGACGGAGCCGCCGCCGCGCGUCCCCUCAGGCCCAGCCGCCGCCUCACGGCCGCCAUGGCGCCCGCCCCGCCCCUCCGCCCUCCCGCAGCGCCAUGGCGGCCGUCAGGGACGUGGAGAUCGACCCCGAGGGCACCUUCAAGUACAUCCUGGUGCGGCUGCAGCGCCCGGGCGGCGGCGAGCAGCGGGACAUCGUGCGCGGCACCAAGGCGGCCGAGUUCCACAAUCAUAUAUUUGAAAAAGUAAAUCCUGAGAUGGAAAAGCUGGGAUAUGAGUGCAAGUGCCUCGGAGGAGGGAAAAUAGAACAUAAUAGCAAAGACAAGAAAAUCAGGGUGUUUGGGCUCUCAACAGGCUAUGGGAAAGCAGAUCACUCAGUGACUGUAGAGAUCCUGAAGAAAGAGUAUACAGACUAUGAAAUUACUUGGUCAGAUGACAAGAAAUAAACUUGUGCACACAACCAGCAGUUCCAACCUGGUAACUGUGAGCUGUACUUUGAUCAAUAAAAUUGAAUGUGUGUUCUAUGUUUAUGUAACCAUCAA
Molecule: messenger RNA, 557 nt
Organism: Oenanthe melanoleuca
Lineage: Eukaryota; Metazoa; Chordata; Aves; Passeriformes; Muscicapidae
Product: 14 kDa phosphohistidine phosphatase-like
Exons: 3
Coding region: 114-461 (115 amino acids)
Biological process (GO): peptidyl-histidine dephosphorylation
Cellular component (GO): cytosol
Molecular function (GO): protein histidine phosphatase activity
Source: RefSeq, a predicted model, not a curated record